AUGGGUAGUAGCAAACCGGUCCGCUCCUUCGUAGUAGUCUGUAGUAAGCGUGAUCUGCGUUGCCAACACAACGGCUGUAUAUUCCCUACAGGAAGGGAACUUUCCCUACCCUGCCUCCCGCCAAAAGGUUCCCUCCAGGAGUUGUUGACUCUUGAGAAGAAGAGUCUUCGGCAAAAUGGACAGUCGAGUCCAUUAGGAGACAGAGUGGACGUGGUUUUGGACUUGGUCUUUUUCUAUCCCAUAAGCGGCACGAGGCUAUCUGCCCCUGGGUCACGACCGGAGAGAGUACGUCGCAGGAGCAGAGCUAGCCCGGCUGGAAGAGUUCAUUUCUGCCUGGAAUGGAUUUAUUCCUGGAUCGACACCUCUUUUGGAUAUGAGAUAUUGUACGAUUCCAGGUUGUCUGAAAAUACAGAAACGCUGGACACCUUACGCAUUUCAGCCGUUGGGCAUCUACUAGUCAUACACAUAGCUAUUCCUACAGAAUUUAUGGAAUAUUAUUAUUACAAUAUUACUUCGAAACGAAAGGCGAUCUCGGAACUUGUGAUUACUCUUGGUACAUUCUGGGAUGAUGACAAUUUCAUGGACAUUAGAGGUGAGGACGUCACGCCACGGUCUGCUGCUCUUCCCAGGCCAUUGUCUGCGCUCUCUAAUUAUGAGAACCUGAGGAUAGACUCAUCGCGGGAUCUCCUCCACGCUGAAGAGGAGGGGUCACUGGAAGAAGUUGGAACAGGAGGAGUCAGAGGUAAGUUUAAUAAAGAGUGA
This is a messenger RNA of Nezara viridula (southern green stink bug), 762 nucleotides long. Lineage: Eukaryota; Metazoa; Arthropoda; Insecta; Hemiptera; Pentatomidae. The record is from the annotation of a GenBank genome assembly.